CUUUGUUUAUGUUUUGUCUGUGUGUGUUGAUUGUGCUUUAAAGUUUAAACUGAAAAUCGUUCUUUUCAUAAAUAAACUAACAAAAAUGUUGCUUAGGAGGAAUCUACUUGAAACAUUGACAAUAACAUCGUGCACCGGCACAGCGUUAUGCAUAUUUCUGAACUGCGUGACCAGCAUUUCGCCUAUUACAGGCAUAUGGUUUCUGACUUACAUAUUAUUUAUGUUUAUUAGUUCAGUCAUCUGUAGUUUCAAGUUUAUGCAAUGGUUGCUUCAUUUAAACAAGCCCAUAAAGUAUGAUGUAGAAGGAAUUUUGAGUAAGUAUCCUUUCUUGGCCGGAGUUCUACCUCAAGUGGCCAAAAAGGUUGAAAAAGGCCAAAGUAAAGAGUACGACACUAACGAGCUGAGUAUUAUUACAACUGUGCUGGAAAAAAGGCUGGUGUCGUCGUGGUACGUGACCUACAUAUCCGAGGAGAUCGGCUUUCCCUUUGCGUGCAAGCAAAUGUUAGAUCAGAUGAUUUCUAAGGCAUUUCAAAUUUGUGACAAAAUUGAAACUAAAGAUGUGUAUGUUGACAUUUGUGCUAUACUACUGAGCCAUCUAAAAGAAUACAAAAAGGCAAUAAAGAGACAUGAAACAAACCCUGAGGCCAAAUUAGAAUCCCUUUACAAAAAGAUUCAUCCCAUCUCAGAGAAUAAUAUUAAAAAUAACAUUUCUGCUGAUCAUUGUAUUAACUUACUACGCAUAGUUUUAAAAGAGUUGGUGCCAUGGGAACUAUGGGAUACACCAUAUUCUGAAUUGCUUGUUCGAAUCCUUGCAAAAAAACUCAAUAUAUUCAUUGAAAAUACUAUAUCCAAUCCUAUAUGGCUGAAUGAUAGACUGUUAACAAUUUUAAAUGUACCAGAAAAUAAUAUUGAUGGGAAUGAAGAAGAAAAAACAGGAACAAAAGAGAAUGCUGAGAAGAAAAAUAAAGAAAAGACUGGCAUAACAGAACAGGAGUCCAUUGAUAAAAAAAAUAUAGCAGGUAAAGUUUCAACUCAACAAGAAAAAGACACGGUUAUUUCAAAUACUGCAGAGAAGAAAGAGACUAAUAUUGAACCACCAAUAAAGACUAUGAAAACACCAAGUUUGCCUAAAGCUACAGAGAGUCCAGUGCAUAUGCAGAGAAUUGUUGAAGAGCAAGAUGUGAAAAAGCAGGAUGUUGAGGAUAUUGCAUCAGAAACUGAGCCAGUGGAGAUUAAACCGAUAUUGAGAAAAAACAGGGGCCGACAGGGGAGGAAUGAAGUCAAAAUUUAUGAUAGAAUCAUUGAAGGCAGUGUGAAGACGUGGGAGACGGACAUGGACCUGCAGUGCAUCAGUGUGGGACAGGACCUGCUGGCCAGCCUGGACGAGAUGACGCUGAGCCGGCUGUGGGGGCACGAGGAUGCUGAGCACAGCCCCAGUCUGCGGGGCACGUCGCCACAACCUUUGUGGUUUGGUGAAGAAGACGCGAUCGAGCUGGACGUCGAGGUCCCCCGGGAGGCGCGCAAGGAGCACCGAGAGCCCAAGGAGCUGAGCCCCAAGCCCGGCGAGCUGCUCAAGGACCUGCAGAGCACCGUGAGCCAGGCCAAGGCCAAGAUCGGAGACCUGCAGGUGUUGACACAUGUGCCACCGACCAGUGACGAGGCAGCUGGUAUGAUGGAGGGGUUGCUGGACAAGGGUAUCGCGGGACUCAAGAAGGGGCUAAGGUUCACAGGACUAGGGGAUGAUACGCAGUUGGCAGCCUUCAAAGAGAAAGGUGGAGAGAAGAUAUCGCCGUCUGAGCUGUUCCGAAGCAAACCCAAACCGGAAGUGGACAUGGAAGCGAAGGAGGCGUACAUUUCUACCAACAUGAAAGACGACAACAGUAUCCCGAUUCAUCCCUUGGUGAAACAGCAGCGAGUGACGUCACAGGAUAGUAUGCACAGCAAGCCCCGCGUGGAGUGGUCGCCGCCCGCGGAGCCGCUGGCCGAGUCCCCCGAGCCGCAGUACGAGGAGGCCGCCGACCUGUCCGCCAGCAUCGCCAAGCUUCGCUCCCUGCUGCAGCACGUGGAGAGGCCCAGCGGGAGGGAGGAGGUGUGGUGGGAGGGCGCGGAGGAGACCCGCGGCCGAGCGCAGAGGAGGCCCUCCUCCAAGCCUGUGGACACCGCCGCACUCGCCGACGAGUAUGACAUGAACUUGGAAAGGAACGCGUCACCGGGACAAACCACUAAUAAUAUGCAGAGACUUGACAAGUUGUUCACUCGCACGGUGACGGGCGUGUUCAACUCGCUGCGCACGGCGGUGGGCGCGGAGGGCGCGGAGGACGAGCAUCCUGCGCCGCGCCCGCUGCGCGACUGGACCUACGUGUGCACCUCGCCCGAGCUCAGCUUGGGCGCGGCUGUGGGCCGGUUGGUGGGCGCGCGACGCGCUUCGUGGCAAGUGGACACCGCGCUCGACUCCUUGCGCGACCUGCCCGCGCCGCCGCCGCCGCCUCUCGUACCCCUCGACUUAGAGGAGUGGUGCAGCGGCGCGGGCGCGCGCUGGUGUGGCAGCUGCGAGCUGGCGAGUGCUGCAGGUCUGGCCUCCUCGCACCUCGCCUUCCGCCUCGCCACCAUCCUUACCGCUGACGUGUCGGAGUCUCUGAUCUGCGCGUGGCUGGAGGAGCUCACGGCGUGGCUCAAGGAGCAGGUGUUCGCGCACUUCCAGCAGCUGGCUCAGCCGCUGCCGCACGCGGAGAGGACUCUGCGCCGCUUCGACGUGCACCACACGAGCCGACUCGUGGUGGAGAACAUGCCAGGUGAGCUGCACACAAGGAGCAGGUGUUUGCGCACUUCCAGCAGCUGGCUCAGCCGCUGCCGCACGCGGAGAGGACUCUGCGCCGCUUCGACGUGCACCACACGAGCCGACUCGUGGUGGAGAACAUGCCAGAAACGUAUCUGUUCAGUGAGCAGACACUUUUGGAAGCCGUCGAGCUGGUCGUGUCGAGCUUCAGCCACGCCGACAUCAACAAGGACGUAGUGUUCCGUACGCUCGACAUACUCGUCGUGCACUUCAAAAAGUCUGCAGCUCUGCGGAACCCUUCUUUUGAUAACAACUAACAAGAAUAAUUGAAACAAAUAUUAAUUUGCUAGAACUGGGUGAAUGUAACAGGGUCCUUUUUUGCUCUCUGGGCAAUAUAAUAAAUGCUUCUACGCAGAAUACCAAAUAAAACCCAGCGCAACCCACCGCAUCUUAAAAAUGUAAUAGGGUCCUAGCCCAACCCUUGUCUAAAGAGGCUAUAAAGUUGUUUAAUUCAAGUAAGUUAGCGGUUAGUCGUAGGUAAAUAAUGUUAUCUAAUGUAUAAUGUGGCUCCUAUAAGGUGCCAUGUACAGUAUUGAAAUUCUCUGUAUAUAAAGAAAAAAAAUACUCUAUAUCUCAAGACAACUGAAACCGAUUUUAAUGUCUUGUUCUUAAUGUAAAACUUUUAACCUCCUUUUUGAAGUUUGAGAAACUAACUCUUUACUUUUGCUAUUUUUCUGGUUCUUUGUUAUCGUGUUGUGCAAAUAAAGUGUAAAUAGAAUAAAAUACUUAUUUCUUGGUAUUAAGCUCUCUGUAUAACUUUUUGAUCUCAAAUAGCUUUAAUUCUCGUUUUUUUUCUGUGUAAGUAUAAGUAAUAUUGUAAUCUCUAGGAUAAGAGAAGUAAAUAAAAGACAAGUUUUACCAUAAACCAUUA
Messenger RNA from Bicyclus anynana (squinting bush brown), 3707 nucleotides. RefSeq lists its product as uncharacterized. Lineage: Eukaryota; Metazoa; Arthropoda; Insecta; Lepidoptera; Nymphalidae. The record is from RefSeq and is a predicted model, not a curated record. The transcript is spliced from 15 exons. Bases 86 to 3013 code for a protein of 975 amino acids.